This is a messenger RNA of Carassius auratus (goldfish), 1161 nucleotides long. RefSeq lists its product as uncharacterized. The annotation marks the transcript as partial. NCBI's taxonomy places the organism in Eukaryota, Metazoa, Chordata, Actinopteri, Cypriniformes, Cyprinidae. The transcript has a single exon. The record is from RefSeq and is a predicted model, not a curated record.
UGUUCUGCAUUUCCUCUCUCAACUGAGGACAUUUCCUCUGCAUUUCCUCUCUCAACUGAGGACAUUUCCUCUGCACUUCCUGUCUCAACUGAGGACAUUUCCUCUGCAUUUCCUCUCUCAACUGAGGACAUUUCCUCUGCACUUCCUGUCUCAACUGAGGACAUUUCCUCUGCACUUCCUGUCUCAACUGAGGACAUUUCCUCUGCAUUUCCUCUCUCAACUGAGGACAUUUCCUCUGCAUUUCCUCUCUCAACUGAGGACAUUUCCUCUGCACUUCCUAUCUCAACUGAGGACAUUUCUGCUGCAUUUCCUGUCUCAACUGAGGACAUUUCCUCUGCACUUCCUGUCUCAACUGAGGACAUUUCCUCUGCAUUUCCUCUCUCAACUGAGGACAUUUCCUCUGCAUUUCCUCUCUCAACUGAGGACAUUUCCUCUGCACUUCCUAUCUCAACUGAGGACAUUUCCGCUGCAUUUCCUGUCUCAACUGAGGACAUCUCCGCUGCAUUUCCUGUCUCAACUGAGGUCAUUUCCCCUGCACUUCCUGUCUCAGCCGAGGACAUUUCCCCUGCACUUCCUGUUUUAGGCGAGGACAUUUCCCCUGCACUUCCUGUUCCUGUCUCAGCUGAGGACAUUUCCCCUGCACUUCCUGUUCCUGUCUCAGCUGAGGACAUUUCCCCUGCACUUCCUGUUCCUGUCUCAGCUGAAGACAUUUCCCCUGCACUUCCUGUCUCAGCUGAAGACAUUUCCCCUGCACUUCCUGUCUCAGCUGAGGAGAACAGCUGUGCUGUCAUGUGAUCUAUUACUGUAACAUUGUACACAGUUGAGAUAAUAUUUGUUUUGACUCAUUAUAUCAUGUAUAUUUAUGGAAAUGUUUCAGGAUAUCAGGAUCCUUUAUGCAUUUCAUAUAGACAUGACAGUUAAUUAUUGAUCUCUCUCUCUCUGUGUGUGUGUGUGUGGUUGAACUGAUAGAGUGUACUGAUAAAUCCAGUACAUAUCAAUGGUAAGUGACAAUAAAACACCAAAUAUUGGUAAAAGUAGUCAUUGAGUAGGCGUAUUUCAAAGGGUUACUAAAGACACAUCUGGAUAUUUUCAUGUCUGGGAAAAAUUUGAGUGGGUUAAUAUUUAUAAAAUUUUGAGUGCAUCAUUUCUUAUUUAUUGCCU